ACAAGAUUAAGCGAUAACGCAUCAAUAAGCUUAGAUUUUUCAUUUAAUUCGAUUGAGAGUGCGAAUUACGAUCUUGGACUUGGAAGUUAUGAAGAAGGAACGCAGAUAGAUCCGGAACUGUCAUUCGCGGAAACAGAAGAAGAUCCAACAAUACCAGUUUCCGAGCACCAAUUUAAUGAAAGUAUUUGGGAACAAUGGAGGCUCGCUUCUGGAAAACUUGUUACUGAUCUUUUAGCAAAAUCUGCGAAAAAAAAGGACAUCUCCUCAGCAAAACCAGAAUGGUGCACUGUUGACGAGUAUGCGGAAAUACAAAGAUAUAUAAAAAGAGCAACUGUUUCUAAAUGUUCAAAGCUUGUAGAUAAGCUUUUGAAAUUUGAAUCACACGAAAUGUUAGGUGAAACUGUAGAAGAACUUAAGCUUUUAAAUAAUUAUAAUCAUAUUAUCAAGGAUGAAUUUCAAACGCGUGUCUUAGAAGGACUAAAGAUAACCGAUAUAGCGUUUCCCCUCAAUCCUUUCGAAAAUUUUUUCCUUGAAAUCUUAUCAAUAUUUCGCCGGAAUGUUUUUCCUGAUGAUUCAAUAAUUCAGCAGCCAGUUGUACCAGAAUCGGAUUACGGAGGUUAUAUGAUUCAUCCUUUUUUAGAGUGUGCGCUUUUUGGAUUAGAAAAAUUUUUGCAUUAUCAUAUAGGAGAGGUAACAUUGGCUUCGGUUAAAUCAUGUCGCGAAAGAAGAAAAUGCAAUACUUUGUUCGAACAGAAAGCAGAUGGAGUUUUCUUAGCGCGACUGAAAAAAUCAUUCAUUGAAAUUGGUCAUCUUGAGAUGAGCGGUGGAUAUGGUCUUAAGGAUUUCCCUCGGUCCACGUGGGAUGGUUGUUGUAAGCUACCGAUUGGUAAUGCUUAUAUGUUAGAAGAAAUUGGUGAACGAUUUCGCGGCGCGUCAUAUGAGACAUAUUCGAAAUUAAAUAAGCGGAUCGAACUAUGGAGGAUGCAUGUAGCAUCACGCGGCGUACUACAGUAUGAAAGGACACAUAGGGCGACCAUUCCCAUUUGUUUCGAAGAGGAACGAAAAUGUCUUUUUGAUUUCGUAGUUGUCCUAUGGGACCUUAGGUGCUGGUUGUUGGAAGUAACAAAUGUCAUUAAUAAACUGCUCAAAGAACAUAAUGACUCUGGUUUAAAUGCAUCCAAUCUUUCAUCGG
Molecule: messenger RNA, 1192 nt
Organism: Diversispora eburnea
Lineage: Eukaryota; Fungi; Glomeromycota; Glomeromycetes; Diversisporales; Diversisporaceae
Source: the annotation of a GenBank genome assembly